This is a messenger RNA of Apis cerana (Asiatic honeybee), 4715 nucleotides long. RefSeq names its product acidic phospholipase A2 PA4. The record is from RefSeq and is a predicted model, not a curated record. Gene Ontology annotation, biological process: phospholipid metabolic process; arachidonate secretion. Gene Ontology annotation, molecular function: A2-type glycerophospholipase activity. NCBI's taxonomy places the organism in Eukaryota, Metazoa, Arthropoda, Insecta, Hymenoptera, Apidae.
UCGCAGCAAUGGCUAAUUCGCAGCUGUCAUCGAUAUUUAAUAAUAAGAAAAUUCACACUUCUUACUUCUAUCUUUAAUUGGUUUGUAUCGAGGGAUAUUAAAAUAUGAAAUGAUUGCAAAAUCUCUGGAAGGAAAAACAUUGUCAGCAUGUUCUGUACUGUCGACAAAUUAAUUCGAUCUAUUUACAACAGAAGUUAUAUAUUGUACGGUUGCAAACAUGUGGCAUAUCACGUGAUUUGGAAUCUCCCCCGUGUAAUCUGGAUCACGGGUUUAUAUAUGUAUGCCACAUAAUAUUAGUAUCCUGACGACCCGUUUCAACGAUCAGUUUGAUAGCGGCCGUUGAGGAGAGAUAAAGCGAAUUUUUUAGAAAAAAAUCUUGCACAACUACUCUAUUUUGAGAUUCACGAUUCUGUGCAACCACAGAAAUUCUUUGUUGAAAGAUCAUAAUCCUGUGAAGACAGGAAAAAUUAUUGAUCAUCGUCCACGAGAGUUAUAAAACUUCAAUAAAUGUUGAUCUUCUAAUAAAAAUGAUAAAUUGAACUUUAAUCUUAAAACGUCAACAUUUAAAAUACAACAAAACAAUUGCGUAGAAAUUUAAUAAAUAAUGCUUAAAAAAGGAUAAAUUGAAAUUGUGCAAAUGUUGUUUGAUCAAUGCGUCAAGGAAAGAAAAAGAAAAAAAUAUGAUUAUGAAUGUCUGGUAAUGAAAUAACCAAGUAAAAUCUCAUCAUGGAUAUGAUAGAUACAGCAAUGAACGCAUCAUUUUAUGACAUUUAAUUGAUGCUUGCAGUAUUUCUAUUACUUAUACCAACACUCUGGGGGGGUGAAAUUGAGGCUAGUGUUCUCGUGGCAGAUACCACUAUGUCAAGAAUGGUGGAAUUAAAUGCGGAUGCGCCCUUCUGUGCCUUGUACACCGAUCGUGGUGUUAUUCAAAAAAUGGUUCUUGGUGCUGACCCAAAAAAAGUCCGUCAAAUGUCAAGCAAUCUCGUAGCAGAUUUGGAAGAAACGUGUAAAGCCUCUCGAGACAAGGGAAAGAAUCAACCUCCAGGAGGUGGAUUGAUUUAUCCAGGUACAAAAUGGUGUGGCCCAGGUACUUUAGCGAAAUCGUACGAUGAUCUCGGACACCAUGCAGCCGAGGAUGCAUGUUGUAGAGAACACGACCAUUGUCCUAUCACUAUAUCUCCUAAGAAGUGCAUUCAUGGUAUAUGCAACAACUCGCCUUUCACACGAUCUCACUGUGACUGCGAUGCGAAGUUCCGUAGAUGUUUGCAGAAUCUUAAUUCGGAAGUCGCGAAUACUCUUGGUGCUCUUUUUUUUAAUGUGAUACAAGUAACUUGUUUUAAGGAGAGACGUCCCUGUUCACAGUGGCAAAGUUGUCCUCUGAUUUGGAUGAAUUCGACGCGAUACGAGUAUAUUAAUUCAUCACGAGAUUAUUAUAUCUACAAGAUGUUUUUCUACAAGAUGCUACAGGCAAUGCGUGACAUCUUCCAACAGAAACAAUUAUCAUCAUGGUUGCACAUGAGCUUCGAUUGAAUAAAUGGUUAUACGGAAUCGGUAUCGAACCGAUUGUGCUCCCAGUACAAAUUCAGACCAAGCGACAAAUACGUGCCGUUGAUGCCCUUGAACGUGAACUAGCUAUUGCGGAAACGCAAGAAGAACGGACCAGACAGCCUUUGAAGUGAUGCCAGUUAACAGAGUUCUAAUGAAUGGGAUAAUUGCACGCGUUUCAACCGCGUUCCUUGCGCGCCCCUUUCUUUCACGCUGAUCCAACCUGUCUGGGAACAAUAGAACGAAAUGUUCUUUCCCGAUCAUUCAUGAAUAUUGUUACAGAUCAUUAUUUUUCAUGGAAUGUCAUUUUUUUUUUCUGACUUUUACUUGAUAAAAAAAAUUAUUCUCUUUUUGGUAGCUUCGAUCAAUUUUUCUGCAAGAUCAAUCUAAAAUAAUAAAUAGAAAAUUAGUCUCCGAAAAUUCCAUAGCUAAGAAGUAUCCAAGAAAUAUUUUUUAAUAUUUUUUUUAAAAUAUAAAAAUAUAUCAGAUAUUUUUUUAUUCUUUUCCUUUGGUCUCGAAUGAAGUUAUACUUAAAUAUAAGCAGAUGGAUUUUUUUUAGUUACUCUUAAAAAAUUAAAAAUUUCUUUUAUGAUAUAUUUUAUAUAUCAUAAAUAUGAGAAACAUUAGAAAACUUUUUUUUUAUUUUUUUGUUUAGUCGUUUUUUCAAUUAAUUUUGAAAAUAAAAAGUGGAAUAAAUAGCUUAAAAUGGUCAGCUUGAAAGUAAGAAAUAGUUAUGCAAAUAUUAGUAGCUAUCAUCUUUGCAACAUAAAAGUCAAUACGUAUUGUUAUAAAAAGUUUUUUGUUUUUCGCUUCGUAAUAUGUGAAAUGAUAUCCAGAAAAAAAAUAUAUAUAUAUACAUAUAUACAUAUAUAUAGAUAUACUAUAUAAAAAAAAUUCUUAAGAAGGAAUCGGUGUGAAAUUUGAAUAAAGAUUGAUUUCGAAAGAAUUGCGAAUUUACAUUCGCAAAUGAUUUACGAUUUUACUGCUCAAUAUUACUUUUCUAACAUGUUUUUAACUCUAAAAGUAAUAGUUUAAAUGAUUGAUCUUUUUAAGAAAAAAAAGGAAGUUACAAAUACGCAAUAUGAAAUGAAAACUAUUUGAUAAAUUUAUAUUGAUUACUGCUAAACUAAAGAUAGUAAUGAAGAAAAAGAUUAUAGUUAUAAUUGAUUAAAUAAUUGAUUUAUCGAACAUAAAACAAAGGAAGAUUUUACUGGAACUAUAUCACCGAAACAAGGUUCGCAUUUCUUGCAUAUCAUUCGUCGUUAUUGCAGUUGCGCAAAAAUGCAUACAAUUGCAUAAAAUCGCGUAGCAUUUUCUACGAUUUUCCUUAGAUUUUUAAUCCUUAGAUUAAGAUUUUUCAUCAAGUUGAUACGGAAGUAAUUAAAAUAUAUAUUAAAUGUAGAUAUGAUACCAUAACUUUUUGAAUUAAAUUUCAAAUAAAAUAUUAUUAUAUUUGAGAUAUAUAUAUACUUUCUAAAUAAUGAAUGCUAUAGUAUCAACUUGAUGAAUUUACAACGUACCAAUAAAUUUCACAAUGUCUGCGAUUUUUCUAUCAUUUUUGAUAGCUUUUGAAUUUUUAAAUUCAAAAUUUUUAAAUUUUGAAACUCGUGCGUUCAACGAAUCUUUAUUUGUUUUAAGACAUUUUUAAAGUCGUUUGUAUAUAUAAAUUAAAAAUUAACGACAUGAUAAUGUUGCAGCUCAAAUAUGCAAGAAUCAUGAAAGAACUUGAUUCAUUCGAUGCAAACUGCUCAAAAUAAUAUGAAAAAUACAAAAUGAUUGAACAAAAUUUCCUCAUGCAUGAAAAUAUUUUAUUUGAAAAAUAUAUUAAAUUGAAAAAUUAAUCAACAAAUUGACAACAAACAUUUUCGCAAUUUUUUAUAAAACAAUAUGGAAAUUUCAACAAUUAAGUUUAAUUUGUUUUUUAUAAGUUAUAUGAUAAUGACCAAUCCAAUCAAUUAUAUAUAUAUAUAUAUAUAGAAUUGUAUAACUUAGAAUUUGAAAAAUGAAAUUGACCUUUAAAUGCUCUUGACAAUCUUAUUUUGUAAAUUGCAAUCUUUAUUUUAUGAUACAUUCGUUAUUUUUUUUCUUAAAUGAUACGAAAAAAAUGAUUUACUAAUUAUUUUGAGCAGUAAUAAAAAAAGAAAUGAAAUGAAUGAAAUGAUUAAAAGAAACGAAGAUCCUGCACAAUCUUUACUGUGAUCAAAAUUACUCAGAUAUGUAAGCUUGCUAUGUAGUUUUUACUUAUAGAGUAAUCAUUUGUUAUUUGUGCUCUUCAUGCUCAAAUAAUUAAUGCGACCUGAGAGAACCGGAAGUUGUCGCUAGACAAUCGAAGAUUAUCCGGAUUUUGUAAAUAUCUCGAGAAGGUCAGCCGGGAAAACGUGCAAUCGAUUGAAUAUGUCACAUUGAUAUAUAUACUAGAAGUAGCUCAGUGACAUUUAGUUUCCUGAAGACCUUCGAUUGACCAUCAGUAUAGUGAAAUCUAACAAAUUUUAACUAAAUUAAAAAAAUUGUUUUACAUAUCAUUUUUAAGAAUAUAUAUAUUUUUCAAGAUUAUUUUUUUUUUUGAAGUAAUAAUAUUGUAUUAAAAUAGUAAAUUCGAUCUUUUAGGAAAUCUUGUAGUUCAAAAUUAAGUUUAAAUUAUUUACUUCAAAGUAAAAUUAUAAAUAUAAUAUUUAAUAUUAAAUAUACAAGUAAUUUUUGUAAUAAGUUAAAUUAUGUUUUGGAUAUUUUGAAUAUUAAUGAUUUAAAUUAUGAAUUUUAUCAUUUAAAAUUUGUUUUUUAAGAUUAAAUUGUACUGAUGAAUAUGAGAUAGAUAUGUAUUUAUAUAUAUUCAAAUUAGUUUUUAAUUACUAUAUGAUAUAAUAUAAUCAACAUUUUUAACAUUUGCAUGCGAUAAUAUUGUUUAUAUUAUAUUACUAAUAUAUAUAUUUUAGUCUAAAAUGGAUCUCUUGGAUACUUUCUGGAAAAUAUUUAUAUUAUAUAUUAUAAAGAAACUAUAAUUAAUUUUCUACAUUUAUCUUUGAAAUCUUACAAUUUCCAAUCACUUUAUCAUAUAUAUUUGCACUUCUCAUACAUCAAAAACUAAUUUAAUAUAUAUAUUUGAAAAAUUGUAUCUAUGUUGAUUUGAAAGACCAAAUAUUUUAAAAAAUAAAGAACUACCUCUACAUAAA